CGUAAUCCUCAGCUGUGGGAUGUAAACAGAAAGGCUUAGUGAGUGAGCGGUGGGCCUCUAUUUAACAUUCAAUAUACCAAAAAUCCUUACCACUGAGCCUCGCCAUUCAUCAGCUGCCCUAAAGGUCCUGGAACAAGAUGGCCGAUGUACGGGACAUCUUGGAGCUGGAGAGGUCCCCAACACCUGAGGUGAGCAAGGAGGUCAUCCUAGGCCUGCGCAAGGAUGCACCCAAGAGGAAGAAGGAAAAAGAGGUGAUGCGGCGGCCAGAGGGGAUGCACCGGGAGUUGUACGCGCUACUGUACUCAGACUCUAACAAGGACCUGCCACCGCUGCUGCCCACUGACAGUGCUGGCCAAGGCUACAAGAGUGUAAAGGCAAAGCUGGGCAUGAAGCGAGUGCGGCCAUGGAAGUGGAUGCCGUUCACCAACCCGGCUCGCAAGGACGGCGCAGUGUUCUACCACUGGCGCCGCACCUGUGAUGAGGGCAAGGAAUAUCCCUUCGCCAUGUUCAACAAGAAAGUUGAAUUGCUCAGUUAUUCAGAUGCAGAGUACAGUGAGCACCUGCUGUGUGAGGGUUGGACAAGGGCUGAGACAGACAUCCUGUUUGAGUUGUGCCACCGCUUUGAUCUGCGCUGGCCCAUCAUCCAUGACCGCUGGCCUUCUCACCUCACUGCGCGCUCCAUAGAGGACCUCAAAGAACGUUAUUACAAUGUUACCAACUGUCUCAAGAAGGUGAACAAUCUGACAGGACCAGAAGGCAAGAUUGUGAAUUAUGAUGGUGAUCACGAGCGGCGGCGCAAACAACAGCUACUCAGAUUGUGGGACAGAACACCCAAGCAGAUUGAGGAGGAGCAGCAGCUUAUCAACGAGCUGCGCAAGAUUGAGGCUCGCAAGAAGGAAAGGGAGAAGAAAACUCAGGACUUGCAGAAGCUGAUCAGCGCUGACACAGACUCCCGCAAGAUGACUAAGACCACCAAGAAGAAGAUUCAGCAAACCAAGGUGGCCAAGCUGGACACAGCGCCACCAAGUCUGGAAAGUUGCACAGGCAUCAAGUUUCCAGACAUCAAGUCAUCAGGAGUCAGUCUCCGGUCACAGCGCAUGAAGCUUCCAGCCAGUGUGGGACAGAAGAAGGUGAAGGCAAUAGAACAGCUCCUCACUGAACUGAAUUUAGAAAACAGCCCCAUGGCCGUGGAGGAAGUGUGUCAGCUGUUCAAUGACCUACGCUCAGAUCUGGUGCUGAUGUAUGGCCUGCGAACCAUCUUACUCAAUUAUGUGUUCGAGCUGCAGACUCUGAAGCACCAAUGUGAGAGUGUCAUGCCAGAUAAGGUGUUGGAAAUCCCUGAGGCACUCACCAUUAAUACUGGGGAGGAGUCACCCAGCCGGCCCCGUGCCAUAUCCGAGAUGAUUGAUGCUGUGGCUACACCUAAUACUCCCAACAGAAAGCGGAAAGCAGCAUUGGAACAAAGUAAUGUCCUAAAGAAGAUCAAGGCGCGCACUUAGGCUUCAGCACCAGGUGAAGCUUUCAUCACAACCACAGCAGCUGUCUGCACCCAGCACAUGUUGAUUGGAUCCCCCUCCUCCCCAGUGCUGGUUAGUUGGGUGAGAGGCAGGAAGAGGCAAUACAACUGUGCAAAAUGUCAUAUUUUGUUUUCUCAUUGAGGAAAAAGUAUUGUAAUUUUUUUUUUUAAGUAAGUGACUUUUAAUGUUUUUUAUAUAAUUAAAAUUUCCUUAAGAAA
Messenger RNA from Portunus trituberculatus (swimming crab), 1735 nucleotides. It is a transcript of the gene DMAP1, whose product is annotated as DNA methyltransferase 1-associated protein 1-like. Lineage: Eukaryota; Metazoa; Arthropoda; Malacostraca; Decapoda; Portunidae. Bases 138 to 1499 code for a protein of 453 amino acids. Gene Ontology annotation, molecular function: transcription corepressor activity. The transcript has 10 exons. Gene Ontology annotation, cellular component: Swr1 complex; nucleus; NuA4 histone acetyltransferase complex. The record is from RefSeq and is a predicted model, not a curated record. Gene Ontology annotation, biological process: DNA repair; chromatin remodeling; negative regulation of transcription by RNA polymerase II.